AUGCGAGGGAUCCCGCGCGUCGACUUGUGCUUCAACUCGGAAGAUCCGAGGGCGUACGCGAAGCGACGCAUGGCGGCGUACGAAGCGCGGCGCGCCGCCGUCCGGAGGCUCGAGUACGAGCUGUUUUUGGACGUGAUGCCGACGGACGACGUCCCCGCGUUAAACGCCGCGUCGACGGCGAGGAUCACCGAACUUUCGCUGAACACGCCGGGCGCGCGAAGCCACGCGGCGACCGCGGAUACGCUCGUGAGAGAAGCGAGCGACGAGUACGCGCGCGCGAUGUGCAAGCUCGCGUUCGACGACGCGCUCCCGCGCGCGGCCGCGCCGUUGUGCGGCGUGCGCGCGAUCGAGGACGCGGCGGGGUACUCGUACGCCGCGCAGGCGUCUGAGUUUACGUUUCGAACGGCGCUGACGAAACCGGAGGUGAUCGAGUGCACGCGGCGGAUCGUGAACGAGUGCGUCAAGUGCGCGAAAGUUCCGCUCUUCGCGACGACGUUUAGCAAGCCGCAGCGCGUGGACGAGUUCGAGACGGCGCAGAAGCUGACGCUGAACAACGCGUCGGUGGCGAUCAAAGAGCAGUGGACGGGCUCGGUGAAGGAUGCGUUUUUCGAUUGCUUCGGAAAGGUGGGCAAGGGGUGGUACAACAUCAAAGAGACCGACCGCGCGGCGUACGACUUCGGGAAGAUGAAGAAGUACCAGAACAUGAUCCGCAUGCGGAUGGAGGACACGCUGCGGUUCCUCGUCGACGACGCGGUGGCGUCGUUCACGGCUUUUAUCCACGCGACGUGUUCCGCGGAGCUCUCCGUGAACGCCACGAACGACGUCGAGCCCGGCCCGGCGCCGCCUCUGUUCGCGCUCGAACUCCAGAACAUCGUCAGCGAGGACGCGGCGAACCCGAAGCUCGGGUUCGAGUACAGCACGCCGCUCGAUGACAUUAAGAAAACCGUCAUCGAGACGUUUGAGAACGCGGUCACGAGCGUGUACGGGAUUCCUUUCAUCGAGCCGGACGUCAUAACGGAAAUCACGUGGACGUUUAUUCCGUCGAUGACGACCGUGAACUUAGCCGAGCCGCACGUCAAACGCGCGCAGGAGUCCGUCGCCGCGGACGUCACCGUCGCGAUCGACGCUCUGAAGCGCUACUUGAAGCUGUACGAUCAGUUCAAGCCGCUGCAGAAGAUUAAGGUCGAGUCCUACGUCGAGGAGCUCAACGACCACCUGCUUCACAUCGAGACGACGCUGCCGGACGCGAUCGACGUCGGCCCGUUCAGGGUGAACGCGUCGAGGGUGAAGACGGCGCUCGCGGAUAAACGCCGCGCGCUGAUCGAAGAAGUCAAGACGCUCAUCGCGGCGUACCCGCGCGAGAUUUGCGUCGACGUCAUCGCGCGGUACGCGGAGAUCAACUCCAGACUAGAGGUUGGCACCGAGGACCCGGAGGGCGUCGGCGCGCUGCGGGAUCUCAUCGACUCCAUACCCAAGCUCGUGUACGACUUGACGACGACGCUCUCGGAGGCGUACGCGUAUUGGGGCGCGUUGGACGACGCGCGCGUGCCGCUGUCCGACGACGACGUACGGAAAAAGGCGGAGGCGCAGUUCUGGCCGACGAAGCUGACGUACACGAUCGCGAGCACGAAGGAGGAGCUCGCGAGGGACGAGAAGACGUACCGCCAGACGCAAGAGGUGGAGCAAGACGAUUUUAAAGUGAAGCUCAAAUCUAUGGAGGAGGAGACCAUCGCGCGGCUGCCGGAUUACGUGGACAUGAACAACACGGAGGCGUACGCGGAGCGCAUGGCGGAGAUCGACGGCGAGCUGAAGAAGGCGCAGGAGCAGGCGAACUUGUUCAACUCGAGAGAGGCGCUGUUCGGGUUGCCCGCGACGGAUUACGGCAAAGUCCGACGGAUGGCGGACGCGUUCGAUCCGUUUUGUCAGUUUUGGAAGUACGCGAACAACUGGCGCUCGUGGCAGAAGGAAUGGAAAUCCGAGCCGUUCGCGACGUUGAACGCGGAAGAAGUCGAGAAGGACGUCGGGACCGCGUACAAGGUGAUGUUCAAGAUGGGCAAGGCGUUCAAUAUGCGAAACAUGCCCGCGUGCGCGGCGAACUGCGAGACGGUGCGAAACGAGCUCGAGGAUUUCCAAAAGUACCUCCCGCUCCUCGUCGCGCUUCGAUCGCCCGGGAUGCGCGACCGGCACUGGGAGAAGAUCACCGAGGACGUCGGGGUCACGAUCCCUCACGACGACCCGGAGUUCAACCUCACGAAGAUUCUCGAGAUGGACCUCCACGCGUCCGAGGAGGCGCUCGUCAAGGUGUGCGACGUCGCGGGGAAAGAGUUUGGGAUCGAAACCGCGCUCGAAAAAAUGUACGGCGAAUGGGAGGGCGCGGAGCUCGAGGUCGUGGAGUACCGCGAGACGCAGACGCACGUCAUACGCAUCGAGGAGACGAUCACGCAGAUGCUCGACGAUCACAUCGUCAUGGCGCAGGCGAUGGGGUUUUCGCCCUUCAAAAAACCGUUCGAAGAGCAGAUCUCGACGUGGGAGCGGACGCUGUCGAUGGUGAGCGAGGUUUUGGACGAGUGGAUCACGCUGCAGCGGUCGUGGAUGUACCUGGAGCCCAUCUUCGGGAGCGAGGACAUCAUGGAGCAGCUGCCGUUAGAGGGGAAACGGUUCGCCGCGGUGGACCGUCUGUGGAGGAAAGUGCUGACGAAAGCGUUGGGCGUUCCCGGGGUGUUGAAGAUGUGCAACGAUCGAAUCUUGCUCGAGAAGUUCAGAGACGCGAACAAUCAGUUGGACAUCGUGCAGAAGGGUCUCGCGGAUUACCUCGAGACGAAACGCUUAGCCUUCAGCCGUUUCUUCUUCUUGUCCAACGACGAGCUUCUGCAGAUUUUAUCCCAGACGAAGAACCCGCUCGCGGUGCAGCCGCACCUGCGGAAGUGCUUCGAGGCGAUCAACACGCUGACGUUCGAGGGGGAUUUAAAAAUCACCGCGAUGAACAGCGUGGAGAACGAGAGAGUGCCCUUCAGCGAGCACAUGUACCCGGAAGGGAACGUCGAGAACUGGCUCGGAGAGGUGGAGCGCAUCAUGAAAGAUUCGUGCCGUCACUCCGUCGUGGAGUCGCUCGCGGAUUACCAAGCGACGCCGCGGCCGGAGUGGGUCAAGUCGUGGCCCGCGAUGACCGUCCUCGGCGUCGGGUGCUGCUAUUGGACCUCUCUCUCCGAGGAGGCGAUCAAAGACGCCGAGCUUCCCAAGUGGUUCGACAAGAACGUCGAACAACUGAACGACCUCACGGACAUGGUGCGAGGGAAGCUCUCGUCGCAAGAGCGCGGCACCCUCGGCGCGCUCAUCGUCAUCGACGUCCACGCGCGCGACGUCAUCACCACGCUGAUUGAAAACGACGUCACCGCGAUGACGGAUUUCGACUGGGUCCGGCAGCUCAGAUACUACUGGGAGAACGAUGACCUGUACGUCAAGAUGGUUCAAGCGUCGCUGCCGUUCGGGUACGAGUACCUCGGGAAUCAGCCGCGUCUGGUCGUCACGCCGCUGACGGAUCGAUGUUACAUGACGCUGAUGGGCGCGAUUCAUCUCAACUUGGGCGGCGCCCCCGCCGGUCCCGCGGGGACGGGCAAGACGGAGACGACGAAGGAUCUCGCCAAGGCGCUCGCGAUGCAGUGCGUCGUGUUCAACUGCUCGGACGGUCUGGACUACCUCGCGAUGGCGAAGUUUUUCAAAGGCCUCGCGUCGAGCGGCGCGUGGGCGUGCUUCGACGAGUUCAACCGGAUCGACCUCGAGGUUUUAUCCGUCGUCGCCGCGCAGAUUUUAACGAUUCAAAACGCGAUCCAGCAGGGCCUGAAGCGGUUCGAGUUCGAAGGCUCCGAGAUUGGUCUGGACGCGCGGUGCUGCGUCUUCAUCACGAUGAACCCCGGAUACGCCGGGCGUUCCGAACUUCCGGAUAACCUCAAAGCCCUGUUCCGACCGUGCGCGAUGAUGGUGCCGGAUUACGCGCUCAUCGGCGAGAUCUCGUUGAUGUCUUUCGGGUUCAAACGCGGCCGCCCGCUCGCGAGGAAGAUGGUCGCCACGUUCAAGCUCUGCUCCGAGCAGCUCUCCGCGCAGGAUCACUACGACUACGGCAUGCGCGCGGUUAAGUCCGUGAUCACCGCCGCGGGUAACCUGAAGCGCGACUUUCCGGACGAGGACGAGGAGGUUCUUUUACUUCGCGGGCUCAUGGACGUGAACGAGCCGAAAUUUUUAGCGCACGACCUCCCGCUGUUCGCGGGCAUCAUCAGCGACUUGUUCCCCGGAUUAAAGAAGCCCGAGGUGGAUUACGACGACCUGAACGAAGCCCUGCGAGAGAGCUGCGAAGAGCUGAAGAUCCAGCCCGUCCCCGCGUUCAUCGGUAAGGUGAUCCAGAUGUACGAGAUGACCGUCGUGCGGCACGGGCUCAUGCUCGUGGGUCCCACCGGCGGCGGGAAGACGAUGUGCUACCGUUCGCUGUGCUCCGCGAUGACGAGGCUCAACAAGGCUGGGUCGGAGGUAUUCGAGAGGGCUAAGUUCGUGUGCUUGAACCCGAAGUCGAUCACGAUGGGACAGCUGUACGGCGAUUUCGACGACGCGACGCACGAGUGGACCGACGGCGUCCUCGCGUGUUACAUGCGCGACCUCUCCGAGGAGACGGGAACGGACAAGAAGUGGUUGCUGUUCGACGGCCCGGUCGACGCGAUCUGGAUCGAGAACAUGAACACGGUGUUGGACGACAACAAGAAGCUGUGCCUCGUGUCCGGCGAGAUCAUCCAGAUGUCGUCCACGAUGACGAUGAUGUUCGAGGUGGAGGAUCUCGCGGUUGCGUCCCCGGCGACGGUGUCGCGGUGCGGCAUGAUUUACAUGGAGCCGACGUCCAUGGGGUUCGAGCCGCUUCUGGACUCGUACUUGGAGUCGCUCCCGGAGAUCAUGAAGCCGUACCUCGGGAAGUUUAGGGACAUCUUCGUGAAGGUGAUGCCCGGCCUGGACGGCCUCCUGCAUUUCGUGCGCAAAAACUUGAAGGAGACGGUGGUCACCGUGGACACGUGCCUCGUGAGCGGCAUGUUCAACGUCAUGACGUCGCUCCUGAAGAAGUACGAGCGGCACGAGCACUUGCACCAGGAGCCGCUGACGAGCCAAGAGAUUUCCGCGGCGCAGAAAGCCGCGCUGCCGCUGUGGAUCUUCAGCAUGAUCUGGUCCGCGUGCGCGACCGUGACGGGGCCGGGGCGGCCGCGGCUGGAGACGUUUAUGCGUCAAAAAGCGAAGGAGUGCGACUUCGUCAAGCACAUGCCCCCGAGCGACAAGGGCUCCACCUCGAUGUACGAGUACUGCUUCGACCAGGACGAGCUCAAGUGGGUGGAGUGGAUGCGAUCGAUUCCGGAGUACGUCCCGAACCCGGACGCGCCCUUCUCGCAGGUCAUCGUCCCCACCGCGGAUACGGUUCGGUACGCGUACGUCAUCGACAAGCUUCUCUUGUCGGAUAAACACGUGCUCUGCGUCGGCGACACCGGCACGGGGAAGACGCUCAACGUCAUGGAUAAGCUGUCGAACCACAUGCCGGAGACGUACGUCCCGGUGUUCAUGACCUUCAGCGCGCGAACGUCCGCGAACCAGACGCAGGACUUUUUAGACAGCAAGAUGGACAAGAGGCGCAAGGGCGUCUUUGGGCCGCCGUCGGGGCGGAAAUACGCCGUCCUCAUCGACGAUCUGAACAUGCCGCUGCGCGAGAAGUAUUUCGCGCAGCCGCCGAUCGAACUCCUUCGCCAGUGGAUGGACCACGACGGAUGGUACGAGCGGAAGCCCCCGUGCGCGUUCAGGACGAUCCAGGACAUGAUCAUCGUCGGGUGCAUGGGCCCGCCGGGGGGCGGACGCAACCCGGUUUCGAAUCGAAUGCUGCGGCACUUCAACUUUUUGUCGUUUUCGGACAUGUCCGACGAGAGCUGCGUUCGCAUCUUCGACACGAUUCUCGGCGCGACGCUCGGGAAGUCGUUCGCGCCGGAGAUCGCGGAGCUCUCCAGCGCGGUCACCGCGGCGACGAUAUCCAUCUACAACACCGUCCGAGCGGACUUGCUUCCCACCCCGGCGAAGAGCCACUACACCUUCAACUUGCGCGACCUCGCGAGGGUGUUCCAAGGGUUACUGCGCGCGGACCCGAGGCUCAUCGGCGAGGACAAGAACGAGUUCCUAGGGCUCUGGAUGCACGAAAACCUCAGAGUGUUCCAAGACCGCAUGGUGAACAACGAAGACCGCGAGUGGUUCCGCGACCUCGUGGACAAGGUGUCGAAGGAGAAGUUCAACGGCGUCGGCUGGGACGACGUCGUCGGCGUCGACGGCGAACGCCUCGUCUUCGGCGAUUACCUCGUCCCGGGCGCGGAACCGAGGCAGUACCAGCGCGUGCGCGACAUGAACGAGCUGCGACGCGUCGUCGAGGAAGCCCUGGACGAUUACAACUCCGUGACGAACGCGCCGAUGAAGCUCGUGAUGUUCUUGGACGCCAUCGAGCACGUCUCGAGGGUGUGCCGCGUGAUUCGACUGCCGCUCGGCAACGCGCUUCUUCUCGGCGUCGGCGGGUCCGGACGGCAGUCGCUCACGCGGCUCGCCGCCGCGCUCGAGGAGUUUGAACUCUUUCAGAUCGAAGUCGCGAAAGGGUACGGCAAGAACGAGUGGCGCGACGACCUCAGGAAGGUUUUACUCAUGGCGGGCGCGGAGGGCAAGGACGUCGUCUUUCUCUUCACCGACACGCAAAUCGUGCAAGAGAAUUUCCUCGAGGACAUCAACAACAUCCUCAACAGCGGCGAAGUUCCGAACCUGUGGAAGUCCGAGGACUUGGGUACGAUCGAGAACGCCCUGCGACCGAUCAUGUCGCAGCAAGGCUUACCCCUCACGAAGAACGCGGUGAACGCGUACUUCAUCACGCGCGUCCGGUCCAACCUGCACUGCGUCCUCGCCAUGUCCCCGGUGUCGGAUGAGUUCCGGCAGCGCCUGCGCAUGUUCCCGUCGCUCGUGAACUGCUGCACGAUCGACUGGUUCAGCGAGUGGCCGCUGGAGGCGCUCGACUCGGUCGCGAACACGUUCUUGCGCGAUCCGCUCAAGUCCGAGAGCGAGGAGCUCGUGAGGAGCGUCGUCGACGCGUGCGUCUUCAUCCACCAGAGCGUCGAGAAAAAGUCCAAGGAAUUUUUCGAGACGCUACGACGGUACAACUACGUCACGCCGACGUCGUACCUCGAGCUCCUUCAGACGUUCAUUCGCUUGCUUCGAGAGAAGCGCGCGGAGCUCGAGACGAUGCGCUCGCGCCUGCAGAUUGGUCUCGAUAAGCUCAACAGCACGGCGUCGCAGGUUGGCGUCAUGGAGAAGGAGCUCGUGGAUUUGCAGCCGGUGUUGCAAAAGACGACGGUGGAGGUGGAAGAGAUGAUCGUCGUCAUCACCGCGGACACGGAGAAGGCGAACGUCACCAAGGCGAAAGUCGCGCAGCAAGAAGCGGAGGCGAACGAGAAGGCGGCGGAGGCCAAGGCGAUCGCGGACGACGCGCAGGCGGACCUCGACAAGGCGCUCCCGGCGUUGGACGCGGCGGUGAAGUCGCUGAAGCUACUGACGAAGAAUGACAUCGUCGAGGUCAAGGCUCUGAAGAAUCCGCCCGCGGGCGUGCGGCUCGUGAUGGAGGUGUGCUGCAUCUUCUUUCUGCAGAAGCCGAAGAUGGUGGAGGACAAGCGAGACGGCGCGAAGCCCGGGGCGAAGGUGGCGGACUACUGGGAGGCGUCCACGAAGAUGCUUCAGGACCCGCCGAAAUUUUUAGAGUCGCUCAUGAAGUUCGACAAGGACGGGAUCGUCCAGGAGACGAUCGACAAGGCGGCGCCGUUCAUGGAGCGCGAGGAUUUCACCCCGGAGGCGAUCAAGAAGGUGUCCAAGGCGUGCACGUCCAUCUGCAUGUGGGCCAGGGCGAUGUUCACGUACUACAACGUGUCCGUGGCCAUCGCGCCGAAGCGAGAGGCGCUCGCGCAGGCGCAAGCGUCGCUCGAGGUCACGAAAGGCGAGCUCGCGGAGGCGAAGAAGACCCUGGGAGAAGUCCAAGCCAAGCUGGACGAGCUCAACGCCAACUUAUCCGCCGCGGAAGCGAAGAAGAACGGCUUAGAGGAGCAAGCGGAGACGUGCAAGGCGCAGCUCGACCGCGCCGGAAAACUCAUCGGCGGCCUCGGCGGCGAAAAGACGCGAUGGGAAGCGACGGUGCAGUCGCUCACGGAUCAACUCGCCGCGGUCAUCGGCGACGUCGUCGUCUCCUCCGGCGUCGUCGCGUACAACGGCCCGUUCACGCCGUCGUUCCGCGCGGACUUACUCGCGGAAUGGUCCGCGAAGAUGGUGGAGCUCGAUAUCCCGCACACGCCCGGCGCGGACAUCGUGUCGACGCUCGCGGACCCCGUGCGCAUUCGCGCGUGGAACAUCGCGGGGCUCCCCGCGGACGCGGUCUCCAUCGAGAACGGGAUCAUCGUGAGCAAAGCCAGGCGAUGGCCGCUCAUGAUCGACCCGCAAGGGCAGGCGAACAAGUGGGUCAAGGCUAUGGAGAAGGAGACGGGCAUCGACGUCAUCAAACUCACGGAGAAGGACUACCUUCGCACGCUCGCGAACGGGAUCCGGUUCGGCCGAGCGGUGUUGCUCGAGAACAUCGCGGAGACCCUGGACGCCGCGCUCGAGCCGCUGCUGCAGAAGCAGACGUUCAAGCAAGGCGGCAGCGAGGUGAUCAAGAUGGGCGACGACGUCAUCCCGUAUCACCCGGAUUUCCGGUUUUACAUGACGACGAAGAUGCGGAACCCGCACUAUCAACCCGAGGUGUCCGUCAAGGUGUCGCUGCUGAACUUCUUCGUGACGCUGGACGGUCUCGAGGACCAGCUCCUGGGCGUCGUCGUCGAGCAAGAGCGGAACGACCUCGCGGAGCUGAAGAACGAGCUCGUCGUGUCCAACGCGCGGAUGAAGAAGGAGCUCAAAGAGAUUGAGGAUAAAAUUUUAUACCUCCUGUCCAACUCCACCGGAAACAUCCUCGACGACGAGGUUCUCAUCGACACGCUAUCGCAGUCGAAGGUGACGUCGAACGAAAUCACGGAGAAGGUGGCAGAGGCGGAGAGCACGGAGAAGGACAUCGACGCGACGCGAGAGGAGUACCGCCCGGUGGCGACGCGCGCGUCGGUUUUGUUCUUUUGCAUCUCCGACCUCGCGCUCGUGGACCCGAUGUACCAGUACUCCCUCGCGUGGUUCAUCUCUCUGUUUAUCCGCGGCAUCGAAGAAGCGGAGGAGAACGAGGACGUCCAGCAGAGGAUCGAGAUCCUGAACGAGUACUUCACGUAUUCGCUGUACAACAACGUGUGUCUGUCGCUCUUCGAGUCGCACAAGCUCAUGUUUUCGCUGCUUCUCACGAUCGCGAUCAUGCAGCAGAAGGGUCUCAUCGACGCCCUGGAGUGGCGCUUCCUGCUCGCCGGUCCCACGGACACGAACAUCGCGGAGCCGAACCCCGCGCCGGACUGGGUCACGGAGAAGGUGUGGGUCGAGCUCGUCAACCUCGCGAGCCUUCCCGCCUUUGAGGGCUUCACGACGGCGUUCGCCGACGACGUGGACCACUACCGCGCGUACUUCGAGUCCGCGGACGCGCACCGACACAAGCUCGACGCCCACUUCGACGAGAAGCUCAACGCGUUCCAGAAGCUGCUCGUGAUUCGAUGCAUCCGCCCGGAUCGCUUCAUGCUCGGCGUGCAAGACUUUGUCGCGCUCAAGCUCGGCGAACGGUUCAUCGAGCCGCCGCCGUUUAACCUCGCGUCGUGUUACGCCGAGAGCUCGGUGUCGUCGCCUCUCAUCUUCGUGCUGUCGUCCGGCGCGGACCCGAUGGCGGAUCUUCUGAAGUUCGCGGACGAGUCCAAGAUGAUUCGGAAGUUUGACCAGGUGUCCCUCGGGCAAGGCCAGGGCCCGAAAGCGGAGGCGCUCAUGCGUCAGGCGAUGGAGGAGGGGAUGUGGGUGUGCCUGCAAAACUGCCACCUCGCGGAGAGCUGGAUGCCGAAGCUGGACAACAUCGUCGAGGGCAUCGACCCGGAGCGCGUGCACAAAGAUUUCCGCCUGUGGCUCACGUCGAUGCCGUCGCCGCACUUCCCGGUCGCGAUCCUUCAAAACGGCGUGAAGAUGACGCUCGAGCCGCCGAAGGGUUUGAAAUCCAACCUCGCGCGCUCCUACGCGAGAAUCACGGACGAUUACAUGGAGACGUGCAAAGACCCGGCGUCGCACAAGAAGCUCCUGUUCUCCAUAUGUCUAUUCCACGCGGUGAUUCAAGACCGAAGGAAGUUUGGCCCGCUCGGGUGGAACAUCCGGUACGACUUCACCGACGGCGACCUGACGAUGUGCCAGAGACAGAUCAAGAUGAUGAUCGACGACUACGAGGUCAUCCCGUACCAGGUCAUUCGCGUGUUGUGCGGCGAGAUCAACUACGGCGGGCGAGUCACGGACGAUAAGGACCGUCGCCUGAUCAACAAUCUGCUGGAUAACUACGUCAACGCGGACGUCAUCGGCGAUGAGUACAGCUUCUCCCCUAGCGGUACGUACAAGGUGCCGGCGGCGCAGAAUAACGUCGAAUUCGUCGACUACGUGAAGACCUUCCCGAUGGUCCCGAACCCGGAAGUUUUCGGGCUUCACGAGAACGCGGACAUCACGUGCGAUCAAAACGAGACGUACGCGCUGUUCGAGACCGUGCUGUCGCUGCAGCCGCGGGUGAACAGCGGCGGAGGGUUAUCGAGAGAGGACGUCAUCGAGGCGAGCGCGUCGGAUAUCUUCGCGCGGUGCCCCGAGCCGUUCGACAUCGACCAAGUCGCGCACAAGUACCCGACGGAUUACAACCAGUCCAUGAACACGGUGUUGACCCAAGAGUGCAUUCGAUACAACGCGCUGUUGAUCGUCAUGCGGCGGUCUCUGCAGGAAGGCUUGAAAGCGCUCAAAGGUCUCGUCGUGAUGUCGCCCGAGUUGGAGGCGGUGACGAAUUCGAUCUUCGACAACCAGGUCCCGGAAGCCUGGGCGUCGAAAGCGUACCCGUCGCUGAAGCCGCUGUCUUCGUGGGUCCUCGACCUGCUCGAGCGCAUUAAGUUCAUCAACGACUGGAUCGACAAAGGCCCGCCGCCGGUGUACUGGAUCAGCGGUUUUUUCUUCCCGCAGGCGUUUCUCACCGGGACGCUGCAAAACUACGCGAGGAAAAACAAAAUCGCCAUCGACACCGUGCAGUGGAACUUCAACGUCUUGGACACGAAAACGUUCGCGAACACGACGGAACCGCCCGAGGACGGGUGUUACGUCUCCGGGUACUUCCUCGAGGGCGCGCGGUGGGAUUACGACGCGCAUCAGCUCGCGGAGAGCCGACCGAAGGAGCUGUACACGGACUUCCCGUUGAUGUGGUUGGAGCCGGCGCGAAACCGCGAGCCGCCCAAGGAGGGGGUGUACAACUGCCCGGCGUACAAGACCUUGACGCGGGCUGGUCUGCUGUCGACGACGGGACACAGCACGAACUUCGUGAUGUACAUGGAGGUGCCCACGGACAAGAGCGAGUCGCACUGGAUCAACCGGUCGGUCGCGCUGUUCACGGCGCUGAUGUUUUGAUUAUUAUUAAGCGGAGGCGACGGAGGAGGAGGAGGACAGGAGGAGGAGGGAGUCGAUGUGCACGAUGCACGUGCGUCGUCACGUCGAAAACUUAUUAGAGAAGACCCAGGUGGGAUAACCGGGUGUUCUAGUCACUAGAUAACUCGUAGAUGGCGUCCUUCUAAAGAAUUAGAGGAUGCGUGUUG
Molecule: messenger RNA, 11804 nt
Organism: Micromonas pusilla CCMP1545
Lineage: Eukaryota; Viridiplantae; Chlorophyta; Mamiellophyceae; Mamiellales; Mamiellaceae
Gene: DHC4
Product: dynein heavy chain
Exons: 3
Coding region: 1-11619 (3872 amino acids)
Biological process (GO): microtubule-based movement
Cellular component (GO): dynein complex
Molecular function (GO): ATP binding; dynein light intermediate chain binding; minus-end-directed microtubule motor activity
Source: RefSeq, a predicted model, not a curated record